Corticium candelabrum is the source of this 709-nucleotide messenger RNA. RefSeq names its product NADH dehydrogenase [ubiquinone] 1 alpha subcomplex assembly factor 2-like. The transcript is spliced from 7 exons. Gene Ontology annotation, biological process: mitochondrial respiratory chain complex I assembly. The record is from RefSeq and is a predicted model, not a curated record. The coding region runs from base 132 to 605 and encodes 157 amino acids. NCBI's taxonomy places the organism in Eukaryota, Metazoa, Porifera, Homoscleromorpha, Homosclerophorida, Plakinidae. Gene Ontology annotation, cellular component: mitochondrion; membrane.
UCGACGCUAUUUUGCACAAGAUGACCGUUUCGCCUCGCGGAACUUAAUGUCCCGUAUAAGCCGCACACCUGCCGAAUGACUAUUAUUCGUACUUAAAUGUUCCUUCAGGACACACUCUAGUACACUGUUGAAUGGCGUUGUUAGUGAAAACGCUACAGAGAAUACUAGGAUUUUCAUCAUCAAGACUUGCAGGCACAGAUCUCUAUGGUAACAAGUACUAUGAAGUUUCUGCUACAGAAAAUAGUCGAGGAAAGAGAUAUAUGAAACCAGCAGGAGUCCUCAAGGCUCACCAGUACACAAAUGACGCAAUACCUGUUCAGUGGGAAAGGUGGCUCCGUUGGCUCCGGGAGGAUCCACCUUUGCAUGAGGAACUGAAGUGGGGAAACGAGCGUUUAGGAAAAGUUCGGAAGAAAGCAAGAGACAUUGAACAAAAGGAUCAGCAGCUGAGAGAGCAAGAAAUUGAAGACGGUAUUACUGCAGCUGUACGGAAUGUGAAAGGUACAAGUAGCAAAGCAACUCCUUUAGUUUCAUCAAGAAAUUCGUCUGAAGAACAAACAAGUGACGUAAAGAGUUUUGAACCAGAUUCGUGGCAUCCAGGGCCAUAAAAGCACUUUACAGUAUGACGUAGAGUUUUGAACCAGAUUCGUGGCAUCCAGGGCCAUAAAAGCAAUUUACAGUAAUAGGCUUAAUAAAGCAAACUAGAUUCAGA